CAAAUUUAGCCCACAAGACUACUAAUACCUCUCCUUGCAUUGGCUUCAUAGCCGGCUCAAUUAGGCCGUGGAGUUGGAUUUUCGCUCGUCGAUUUGAAUUCGACUUAUGGUGAAGAUACAAAAAUAAAUGGCGACCAUCUUUUUCCUUCUAGCUUUGUUACGUUAAUGAGCCACGUUGAAACCGGAUGUCUCUGCACUUCUGGUUUUUAUAUACCCAUCGCUAUGGAUUUCGGGAAGUGUGAAGAGGGCUAUUCUCUGUGCUAAUGCUCAAGAACGCUUAUAGAAGUGCCAAUGGCGCAUCAAAUAGUGCAGUCUGUGAUGCCUAAGACGGAGAAAUCCAAUUCCUCCCACAACUUUGUGUGGAUGCCUUCUCUCAAGGUUUGGAUUUUUUCUCCCUCUCCCUCCCCCUCUUCCUCUUCCUCCCAUUCUCCCUCUACUGAAAAUCAAACAGAUCGAUCCAAACGUAAAAUCUUGGAGCGAAAAACGGACCAGUCACCUGAACGACAGGAGAAGAGACACAAACAUAGUAAAUUCUCCUCAAAAGCAUCUUCACACGGAUGCCCAAUAUGUCUGGGAGACUUCCAUCAAUCGCAGCUGGCCGUUCUCACAGCGUGUAUGCAUAAAUUCUGCUUGAAAUGUAUUGAGACAUGGAGUUCACUGCAACGCAAAUGUCCGCUCUGCAAACGCCAUUUUGACGGUUGGAUUUAUGAUGUACAAGGAUCCUACAAAUACAAAGAGAUACGUCUGUCGCGCUUGCGGGAAGAACCCCAGGCAUCUGUUGACAGAAACAAUAGGGGUGAGACGGAUUAUCAUAGAACGUUACAGCGAGCAAGAGGGCAAAAUUUUGGAAGUCAAAGAAACACAAGGCCAUUACCGAGACGGCGUAAUUUUGGGAAUUCCAGAUUUAUAUCGUCUUUGGAGAAGCGUAGGAUUGAAGAAGAGCGUGCUGCCAAAAGGGCCAUCAGAUGGCGAGCCAGCCACGAUACUUUCCUGGAGUGCGAGAAUACGUGUAGAAGCAGUCGUUUCAGCAUAUACAGUAAAUGCUUGAGGGCUUUUCCACCUUGCCUUAAAAAGAAAACUAUCAUAAGACAGAAUAAUGCAGAUAAUUUGGCUGAAAGGAAAAGAUUAGAGAGCCGGUUGGAACCUUGGAUCCUUCGGGAACUGGAAGCGAUCCUGGGAGAACAGGAUCUAACAAUCCUUGUUCACCUUGUAUUCUCUCUUUUGUUUGCAAGCCUUGGAGAAAAAGCACAGAAACAGAACAUGGAUUUGAUGUGCAGUGAAAAUGAAUUUAUCUGUCAAUUAGAGCCUUUUCUUGGGGACAAGGCAUCUCAUUUCUGGCAUGAGCUGAGAUGCUUUGCAGAGUCUCCUUUCACAAUGGGUGCUUAUGAUUCUGUAGUAGAAUAUCAAAGACAUCCUAAUUGCAUAAGUGGAGAGUGAAGAUAUGAGUACCUUAUAUUUGAGUUGCAGCGACCAGGAGGAAUGAACAUUUGUUUACAGAAAAACAACUUGGCGGAUUAAUUGUACAAAAGUUGCCAUUGUGCUAAUUUUUGUGAUUCAGCUGUCACACAUCAUCAUUAGCACAGUUAAUUUCUCUAUGUAUUAUGAAUGUAAAGUAAAUAAUGUUAAAAAAUAAAAUAACUUGCAAGUUAAAAAAACUAAAAAUAAUAUCUCUUGGCUUUUUUUAGAUAGAUUUAUUUAAGAUAUCUAUGCUAGUUAUGAGCACAGUUAAUUGUCUCUAUGUAGUAUGAACAUCUCUGAGUCCACUCUGAAACGUUAAUGCACGUGGUUGUCUAAUUCUUUUACCUGGUUGUGGUACCUUUCUUAAAUGCAAGAGUCCCAAAAUCAAA
Molecule: messenger RNA, 1847 nt
Organism: Cryptomeria japonica (Japanese cedar)
Lineage: Eukaryota; Viridiplantae; Streptophyta; Pinopsida; Cupressales; Cupressaceae
Exons: 6
Coding region: 292-1437 (381 amino acids)
Biological process (GO): protein monoubiquitination; mRNA processing; protein polyubiquitination
Molecular function (GO): ubiquitin protein ligase activity
Source: RefSeq, a predicted model, not a curated record